AUGGUGGACUUCUCCGAAAGGAGCAAGAAAACCAUGUCGCGACCUUCAAAGAAACUCGUCUGGUUCGGUGGUCAACCCCCCACCCCGGCCGACACCAGCAACGGCGCCGCCACCACCAACACUACCACCACAUCUUCCGCAUCCUCACUACCGGCCCGGCAACCCCAACCGCCCCGAAGGAACCCCGAACCCGAGCCGCGCAGGCUCGCCGUAGUCCUCGAAGACCUCCCGACCUACCGCCGCUAUAAACGCGGCUCCGGACCCCCUUUGCGACCGAUAACCCUCGCUCCGCCGCGCGACUCGACGGCCUACAUUCGCGACGAGUUUUUCGUCCCGCCCGCGCUCUCUGACGACGGUAAGAAGCGUCUUCAGUACGUGGUGGGAUGGACCGACCUACCGGCCGCGCGGGUCGUGAUCGAUGCCGAGCAGAUAUGCGACUACGUCUCGCCCAUGGCAUACGAGGAGUGGUGCGCUGCAAGAGCUGAGGAGCGGGAUGAGGAGGAGCGCCGGCUGGAGGAGGCGGAGAAUGUGCGCGCUGUUGAGGAGGCUGUAGCGAGGGAGAGGGGCGUCGCGAUACUAGGCGAGAAGGGUGGAAAGGGGGCGAAGAGGGGCCGGAAGAGAAAGCAUGUAGCGGCGGAGGAGUUGAGGACACCACCACCCGCCACGGCCGCGGACGGAGAGAAGAAGAAACGGGGCAGGCCGAGGAAGAAUGCGCCUUCGCUUUCUACGCCGUCCAAGAGCGCCUUGGUGGACGACUUCAGGGAGCUCGACACGGAAGGCGACGCGGACGUCGAGAUGGAAGAAGUGGCCGAUGACGAGGCCGACGACGAGGCCAUCUUCAGGCAGCUCAAUGGGACCGGGACAACAACACCUUUGAUUCUGACGGAGGACUCAUACGACUCUGGCGAACAGAGCAGUCUACCCGCGGGCCUAGAACCCCCGAGCAAGAAGCAGAGGACCCGGUCACCGAGACCGGCCUUCUCGCGGUUCAUGCCGGGAAUCGAGACGGACACCAGCAGCCGGAGCACGCCUUUCGACUCGUCCAGAGGCGCCACCAGCUCACCGGCCCUGCCGCCGCUACCACAACCGCCAGCGCCGGGUCUCCAGGGUAGUAGUGGCCGGCCUCGGGAGACGCCCAUCUUCCCGCCGAUACCCCCGGCCUCUGCGAACCACACAUCCACGCCCACGGCUCCGCGGGUAGCAAAGACGCAGCAACCGCCGAAGCGGUCCCUCCUCUCAAUACGAGAUCCCUCUUCCACGCCUCAACAAUCGUCCUCACCAAAGGUGCAAACACCUACACCAAAAGCGAGCAGUAUGCUUCCCCCGCCAGCCACGGCGCCCCCCGCGCUGAACCCGACACAGAACGGGACAGGCACAAAUACAGGCUGGAAUCACACACCAAUACCCAAGCCCGGCUCCACGCCUUUGAUAUCAAACACGACCCCCUGGACGAUCUCCCUCGCGGCCUCAAAGUCCUCGUCCUCCUACUCCCAACUGACGCCCUCGCAGCCAGUUCAGUCAAUAGAACAACCCAUCUCUACGACGCCUAUACCACUACCCAAGAUACCGGGCCCAAAACCACACAUCGCACCAACCUUACGAGAACCACAACAAGCAGCCCUACCACAAACCGCCUCAGCACCUCCCGCAACAACAACAACAACAGGCAGCAAAACCGCAGUCACAAACUCUAAACCCACCACAACCAAACUUCACACCGCGCGGAAAACCGGAACGGCAGCAGCAUCAACAGCAACACAGGAUGAUGACGAAGAAGAAGACGAAGACGAACAAGUCUACGAAGUCCUCCGCAUCGAAGGCUUCGAAGACCGCGUCUCCCGCCGCAGCGGCAAGAAAUUAGGCCGCUUCUUCCAGGUCCGGUGGAAGGGCAACUGGCCCUCCUCCAUGAACCCGACCUGGGAGCCAGAGUCCAACAUCCCGCAGCACGUGAUUCAGAGGUUCUACUUUGAAAAGGGCACCACGCCGAAGAGGAACGUGCAGGCUGGCGCCAUGGAUAAGUACCUCGUGCCGAAGAAGUACUCGUCCGUGUCGCGGGCGGUUGAGGGCGAGGACGAACUUGUCAGGGGCCAUGGCGAUCACAGCAAUGGCAAUGGUAAUGGGGUCCCGGCUGCGGCUAAGGCUGCACUCGCGACAGAGGACGGAGAUGAGAAUGCUAUGGAUCAGAUUAAAGUCGAGGGCGAUGAUGAUGAAGGCAACGAUAUGAUGCUCGUUACCGACUUUCGAAACCUUCUUGACCCCGAGCGAAGGUUCUGA
This is a messenger RNA of Colletotrichum tamarilloi, 2274 nucleotides long. RefSeq names its product chromo domain-containing protein. The transcript has a single exon. The coding region runs from base 1 to 2274 and encodes 757 amino acids. The record is from RefSeq and is a predicted model, not a curated record. Lineage: Eukaryota; Fungi; Ascomycota; Sordariomycetes; Glomerellales; Glomerellaceae.